ACUGCUGUCCACUUGCUGCUCUUUACUGCUGCAGACACGGUGGCUUAUUUGGACUGUGGUAUGGCACCGACAAUCUCUCUCUUUGUUGUCCUUGUGCUGAUGGCACUUGGCGAGUGUCAGAACGUGUCAACCGACAACUUCGAGCAGUGGAACCUGUUCCGCGAGCAGUGUGAGAAGGACGAGUCCUGCAGCUACGAGACCACCAUGGUCAUCAAGAAGGAACAGGACCAGGACAGCGAGAUCAAGAACGUGAGCAGAGCUGUCUCCAACGUGGCACAAGACGUCCAGAAAGUUAAGCAAGACACAGAGAACCUGGAGGGGCUGAGGACGGAACUCCGUUUCAUCAAUGCGAAGAUCGACGUGUUGCUGGAGAACAACUUCACAACGAACAACCACGGGCUGCUGGGUACCGGCACAGGAAACUCUGCCCCCAUCAUUCCCACUUCCACUCAACUGUCAUCCUGGUCAGGGAACCCAUCCAACAUCUCUGCUCUGGACAUAGGCUGGCUUCGACAGAAGAAUAGGCUGUUCCGAGAUGCACAUGGCAGCAUGACGCGAUCCUUGACCCCGUAUGUAGCCCCGGUGCUCUUCAAACGUAAAUGGUGUGAAGGAAGACUGACUCCCUAUCCCACUGCAGGCUGUAAGGGGACGUUGACAUCUGUGGGAGAACCAGAGGUGAUGUUACAACAUAGUGAAUUGUAUGGAGCCUGGAUGACUGACCCUGUCGGAACAACAUGCACGGAUAAUGUCUGGUUCAUGAGCGGAUAUAAAGGCAACUCUGUCCCAGAGUACUCCACAGUCUGGGACUUCCAGUCAGGGUGGGCCUGCACCCCCUACACGCUGCCACAGUACUGGGCUGGUACAGGACAUGUGAUGUACAAUGGGAGCGUGUACUAUACCAAGUUCAACUCCCGUACAAUGGUUAAGUAUAACCUUGCCACUAGAGCAGCCAUAUACCAAGACCUUCCCUCCACAGUCAAUUACAACUCACCCUUCUACAGGUACAAGAUGGGGAUGUACACAUACACAGAUUUUGCUGUGGAUGAGAAGGGUCUGUGGAUUGUCUUUGCCACACCAACUAACCAAAGGAACAUGGUGGUUGCAAAGCUUGAUCCAGAAACCCUCCAAAUCACAGACAUGUGGAACACAAGCUAUCCCAUAGAGUAUGUAGGCAACACUUUCAUGAUCUGUGGGGUUCUGUACACCAUCACCAACUACCGAUCCCCAAGCUACAUCCACUAUGUGUUUGACACGAACACUGGGGAUACCUCCUUCCUAAACGUCUCCGUCCCCAUCCAAACUAACCUGUACAGCCUUGACUACAACCCUCGGGAUGGUUUUCUGUAUGGGUGGGACAGUGGCAAACUGGUUAUCUAUAACAUCACCUUUGAUACAUCCACACCUGUACCAGCCCAGCAGUGGCCUAACGUACCCACCCUGCCCUCUGAGAAUGACAGAACCAUGACAGAGACUGAGGAGAAGACGCACCUGUUGUCAGAGAACAGCCGAUUGGAGGAGCAGCUGAACGACAUGUCUCCUCGUGUCCACAGUCAGGAGCAUCCCCGCAAGAUGUGUCACGACGACACAGAGCCACCCAAGUACAAUCAAUCAGGCUGUGGGUACCUCACAUCUGUGUCUGCCCCAACCCUGCAGAAGAUCUUCACUGGUAGCUACUAUCGUUCUGGAACAUGGAUGCAGGACCCAGUAGGGGCUGUCUGUGAUGAUGCUGUGUACAUUCUGCCUUACCAUGGACAUUCUUCAUACAACUUCAUAGAGAAGUACACUUCUAUGUCCAACUUCAAUGCUGGGCACAAGUGUUGUCGGUACUCCCUGCCACACCAACGGUAUGGUACAGGACAUGUCAUGUAUAACGGGUCCCUGUACUACAGUACAAGUGGGACCACAAACAACAUGGUCAAGUAUGACCUGACCACACGCACUGUGACUGCCCGUAAAACACUUCCCGGUGCUGCUUACAGCUACUACCAAUACAAGCAUGGUGCAAAUAUUGGCAUUGACUUUGCUCUUGAUGAAGAAGGCCUAUGGGUUAUCUAUGCUACCUCUGCUAACAGUGGUAAACUUGUCAUUAGUAAGCUGAACCCUGAUGACCUCAGCAUACUGAAAACCUGGCAAACUGACUACCCCAGAGCUUCUGUUGGUGAGGCCUUCAUGAUGUGUGGGGUGCUGUACACUCUAACUAACUACAAAUCACCCGGGGAAAUCCACUUCUUCUACAACACUCACACCAGCACUAACUCUUUUGUCAACAUCCCUUUCACAUUCUACAGUGUACCUGGACAUAGUUACAAUUACAUGUAUUCUCUUGACUACAACCCAAAGGACAAGAAGCUGUAUGCAUGGUACUACCUUUACCGUGGUCAGUACCGGGGUCAUCUUGUCACCUAUGACAUAGAGGUGACUGCACAUAUCUAGUCUGAUGACUAGCUGACAUAUCAAACACAACCACAAGCUCUACACUAAAUAGAACAAAUGCAACAUUUUCGUCCACUUUGCUCCGUGACCAUAGACAUCCUGUAACUGUCAACAUGUCCUCACUAUAUUCCACUGUGUCUUGUCUAUUGCAAGUAUCCUUGCCCCUAGAGUUUCUUUGCUGUUGUAGGGAACUCUAGUCUUGUGUGUUUGAGGCCUGCCCUCUCUGUACAUUUGUGCUUUGUAUAUGAAACGGCAGUUACAGUAAGCUCAAAAGGUUGGCGUGUGGGUGCGUGUUGUAGCAUUGUGAGUAUUGAGCACCUUUUUUAGGACAGAGACGUGUGGUACAUGUAUACAAUGCAGCAUAGCUUUGGAGAUUUGUACUAAGUUGUAAUGUCAUGUUGGUGUGCAUGACAUAGUGAUUUUGGUGAAAAGAAUUUUAAGUGCAUCUACAAAUGUACAUGUAUGACUUGGCAAGAUUUGUUAGAAUCCAUCUGUUAGAAUCCAAAAUUAUUCUAAAUUUACUUUUAAAAUAUUUGGCCUUCACUCAUUAGUUUUAGAUGGAUUGGCAUUUUGAAACAGCUUGGUUAACUUAGCUCAUUUCAUUGGUCCAUAUUAUCCCAAAUAUGUCAGUAUGUCAAAUCAUAAUGCGAUGUGUUGGUGUUACUCAAUUGUAAUCAAAUGUUGUGCAUUGUAUUUAUCUGGAGAGUAGGACCAUCGUGUUUGUAAUGAGUGAUGGUGUUUAGAUUGAACACUUUGUAUUUCUUUUAAUAUCUGUAAUAUACAAGAUUCCCAGCAUUGUUUUCAUGUGUGGGUUUUAAGUGCACUUAUCCCAGGAUUAAAGUGAAAAGUAAUCACGUGUUAAAAUGAACACAAUGUGAAACUGGUUAGAAUAUAUACGGAAUAGUGAGAGUAUUAUCUAAGAUUAUCUGAUAUAUACACAACUAUUGAAGAUUUUUGAAAUUUUUAUGCUUUAUCUUUGGAAAACUCUGGAUGAAUAUUAGUAUUUCACCAGUAAAACACCAGUGUAGAAUGUUUAACCUAUACGGAGAAUAUAAGUGACUGACUUGUUCCCACUGGUUUCAGAAACAAAGGUAAAAUGUUUGGGUUUACAACAACUUUGCCCUUUUUGUGUUGACUAAUUUUGAUUGAUAACAGUUUUUUUGUACUAACUAGAAGUUAUCCUGUCCUGUAUUAAGGUGUUGCUGUAGUUUUGACAACCUUACAAUAAAACUGUCAAUUCCUGAA
Messenger RNA from Branchiostoma floridae (Florida lancelet), 3678 nucleotides. Its product is annotated as noelin-2-like. NCBI's taxonomy places the organism in Eukaryota, Metazoa, Chordata, Leptocardii, Amphioxiformes, Branchiostomatidae. Gene Ontology annotation, biological process: signal transduction. The record is from RefSeq and is a predicted model, not a curated record. The transcript is spliced from 4 exons. The coding region runs from base 61 to 2433 and encodes 790 amino acids.